AUGGCACUAAUUGAAUUUCUUAAUCACAUACCAAUUGUGUCUUUGAUUGCUCUUAUUUUAUGUACUACUACUAGUACUGCCCGAAUAUUUACCACAAAGAAUUGUGAUUUUCCUGCCAUAUUUAACUUUGGUGCUUCAAAUGCUGAUACUGGUGGUUUGGCUGCUGCCUUUAGAGCACCACCAUGGCCUUAUGGACAGACUUAUUUUCAUAGAUCAACUGGAAGAUACUCUGAUGGUAGAAUUAUUCUUGAUUUCAUAGCACAAAACUUUGGACUUCCCUAUCUAAGUCCAUAUCUUAAUUCUCUGGGAUCCAACUUCACACAUGGUGCGAGCUUUGCAACAUUUGGGUCAACUAUCAGAAUCCCUAAUAGUGUUAUGCCUUACGGUAGAUUCAGUCCAUUUUCUCUUUCAAUUCAGUUCAUUCAAUUCAGAGAUUUCAUAUUGAAAACAAAAAUUAUUAGGGAUCAAGGAGGUGUAUUGGCGACGUUGAUCCCCAAAGAAGAUUAUUUUUCCAAAGCUUUAUACACAUUUGAUAUUGGUCAAAAUGAUCUUACUUCUGGUUUUUUUGGUAAUGCGACUAUACAAGAAGUCAUUGUUACAAUACCCGAUAUAGUAAACAAAUUCAUAGGGAUUAUCAAGAACAUAUACUAUUUAGGGGCCAGAUCAUUUUGGAUACACAACACAGGACCAAUUGGCUGCCUUUCUUUAAUUUUGGCUAAUUUUCCAUCCACUAUAAAGGAUAGUUAUGGAUGUGCAAAAGAAUACAAUGAAGUAUCUCAGUAUUUUAAUUCAAAAUUGAAGGAAGCUUUAAAUCAACUACGCAAGGAUCUCCCUCUUGCUACAAUCAUAUAUGUAGAUAUUUACUCUGCUAAAUACUCACUUUUUCAAAAUCCAAAAAAAUACGGAUUUGAGUUUCCACAUGUGACAUGUUGUGGCUAUGGAGGAAAGUACAACUAUGAUGAUCAUGCUCUAUGUGGACAAACCAUUAACAUAAAUGGAACAAAAAAAGUUGUGGGUUCAUGUAAAAAUCCUUCUACUAGAGUGAUUUGGGAUGGAACGCAUUACACCGAGGCAGCUAACAAAAUCAUCUUUGAUCAAAUUUCUAGUGGUGUUCUCACAGAUCCUCCCAUUUCUCUAAAUCUAGUAUGUCACAAAAAAUUCACUUGA
Trifolium pratense (red clover) is the source of this 1167-nucleotide messenger RNA. Its product is annotated as esterase-like. The transcript has 5 exons. NCBI's taxonomy places the organism in Eukaryota, Viridiplantae, Streptophyta, Magnoliopsida, Fabales, Fabaceae. Gene Ontology annotation, molecular function: hydrolase activity, acting on ester bonds. Bases 1 to 1167 code for a protein of 388 amino acids. The record is from RefSeq and is a predicted model, not a curated record.